Molecule: messenger RNA, 1349 nt
Organism: Asparagus officinalis (garden asparagus)
Lineage: Eukaryota; Viridiplantae; Streptophyta; Magnoliopsida; Asparagales; Asparagaceae
Product: histone-lysine N-methyltransferase ATXR4
Cellular component (GO): nucleus
Molecular function (GO): protein binding
Source: RefSeq, a predicted model, not a curated record
AUGCUCUCCAGCGCCCGCGCCGCGUCACGCACCCGCACGGUUCUGGUGCUCCGCCCUGUACGCUCAUCUCCUGCCAACAACUUUCCCCCACUCCGCGGAGCACCAGACCGCGGAUCGGGUCCUCCGCCGAUCCGCGUCGGGCUCACGCGAUUCCUCAGCAGGAGGGGAGUGUUGCCACCCGUAGCGAUCGCCGCUGAGCUUAUCCACAGCCGCCAAACGCCCCUCGUCACCCACCCCAACCACCUCCUUUCAAAGAAAGUUUGCUAUGGUUGCUUGCGGUGGCUGGGGAGUGAGGCGUUACCAGGAGGUGACGGGACCGCUGGCAGUUCUUGCUAUUUCUGCAGUGAGGAAUGUAGAGAGCAAUCCAAGGGUUUCUAUGAAGUUGAGAAAAAAGCAGAUUGGUCAUGGUAUAACCACCAUUGCAGAACCAGAGGGCUGAAAUAUCCAUUCAUGGUAAAGCGGUUGGCUUGCAUGGUUAUAUCUAAAUCAACUGCUUCAGACGGUCUCGAUAUACUCCAACCAGCCAGUUUGCUUCCCGAGACAGUUUCACAGAUGGAGGAAGAGUUUGGGCUGCUGAAAGAAACCUUUAUGAAAGCACAGAUUGAGGAUGAGCAGAUGACAUUUCUUACUAAGGAAUGGUACAUUAAUAUUCUGGCGAGAAUUCGCAUAAAUGCAUUUCGCGUUGAACUCGUUGCCAGAUCAUACGAUGAUUUAUUGGCAUCUGCUGCUGCUUCUGUUGAAGCUGAAGCAGCUGUUGGAAAUGCAAUAUAUAUGCUUCCAUCCUUCUACAAUCAUGAUUGCGAUCCAAAUACACAUAUAAUAUGGAUCGACAAUGCAGAGGCAAGACUUAAGGCCCUCCGCGACAUAGAAGCAGGAGAAGAACUCCGAAUCUGCUACGUUGAUGCAAGUAUGGAUGUUGAAGCUCGACAGAGUAUCCUCACUCAAGGUUAUGGUUUCCGUUGCCAGUGCCUUCGGUGCUCCUCUGGGGAUUGAAGAAAGCAAUUUAUUCUCAUUGAUCUCUUUGUCGGCCUUUGGAUUUUUGAUGAACUAAUGUUGCAAAUUGGUCCUUCCAACUCUCAUCUUUUUCUGUAAUCUUUUACAGAAAACUGAAAUUGGAAUGAUACAGAGACUAAUUCUUAGUCUUGAUGCAGGAAGUUGAAGAGGAAACCAGGAAGUGGAUUUUUUUUUUUUCAGAGACUUGAAAAAUUACAGAAUUUUACAAAGUUUGUUAUGGUUGGGUUUGACGUGUGUUGUGAGCUUGUGUGUGUACGUAGGUUGAGGACUGAAAGUAAGGUGAAAAUGUUUAAAAAAUCAUGUCAAAUGUUUUCUUUAAAGACAUUUAUUAAGCU